CAUAGAAUAAAAAAAUUAGGCGUCUUGUCUACUUUUCGAAAGAUCAGAUCAAAGUUCCAACUUCAAGCGGAGCACGCGGCAGUAUUCGCAAUCGCAGCGACUGUCGUGUUUCCUGCCUACCCGUACAGGAGAUAAAAUGGCUUCAAUCGUAGCUCCGGUAGCAGCUCUGAAGUCAUGUAAUGGCUUCCUGGAGAAAAAGAUGCCCUAUUUGAAACUCAGCGACAAAAGUCAGCCGGUGAGAGCAAUGGGGAUGGCUAAAUACAAGUACAAAUACAAAGGAACGCAGAUGAGAGAGAAGCAUCUGACGGAAAUGAUUGAGAAGAAGGUGAUGGAAGCAAAGGAGGUGUGCGAGGGGGACGAGACCUCAGAUGAGUGCAAGGUGGCGUGGGACCUGGUGGAGGAGCUCAGCCAAGCCAAAGCCCAUUUCCUACACAAACUUCAGAACCAAGAUCCACUAGAGUACUUCUGUCGAGACAAUCCCGACCUUGACGAGUGUCAAAUUUACCAGGAAUGAUCCCAAUGUAUGCGUCUUGUGUAUCAAUAAAAAUAAAACUCCAAUGAAUUUUCUUUCAAAUCAA
Momordica charantia (bitter melon) is the source of this 578-nucleotide messenger RNA. RefSeq names its product CP12 domain-containing protein 3 (gene CP12-3). Gene Ontology annotation, biological process: negative regulation of reductive pentose-phosphate cycle. Gene Ontology annotation, cellular component: chloroplast. The record is from RefSeq and is a predicted model, not a curated record. Lineage: Eukaryota; Viridiplantae; Streptophyta; Magnoliopsida; Cucurbitales; Cucurbitaceae.